GGCAGACUGUGUUACCAGUUCAUCUCUACAGUACCAUUAGAUGGAACGAAACCAGCUUUCUUUCCUCUGGGGAAACCUUUCGACAAAUCAUAACUGGUCCAGAUGGGGAAUUUGCUGCCGUGACAACAGAAAACAGACUGUUCUAUGGCAGAGAGGGGCACAGAGCUGAUGCAGUAGAGAUCUACAACCUGGAGACUCCUUUGAGAGACACCUCUGUCCUUCUUUUCUCAGCUGAUGGAGAUUUCAUUGAAUUUUACGAUGACAGAACUGACCCCAGAAGGAAAUUAUGGCUGAAGAAGAGGGAGAUAGACCUGCAGCAGCAUCUCAGGGCUAUAGAACCUCCCUUGACAAAGUGCCAGUAUCAAGCUCUAGGGGCUGAUUUUCAAGGCAAAACCAUCUAUAUUGACAUCAACACCAAGACACAGAUAACUGUGAAUCUUAUACCACAGCCGGGAGUACAGAACCAAUUAUUGUUAAGUAUGUCCAACCCUCAUUUGUUACAAACUGUAUCAAGAUACGUCAACUCUCCAUCAGCAGCUAGUGGACUGUCUCCAAGAACUCUGGUUACUUCAUUGAAUCAGAAAUGCAUGGCUUCAAGUGAUGUAAGUUAUGAAGAGAUUGGAGUUACAAAUAUGAGGGUGACAGCUUCAGAGAGAAGUUUGGUGUGCAGCAAAAAUCCAUUGCAAGUUGGUCACGUCAGUGUUGGGUGUCCCCCAGGAAAACAUGUCCGGAUUAAGUUGCCACCUGGGUACAACUCUGAGUGUGAUGUGAUGAAGAACUUUACCUACACAAUACCUAAAUUCACCAUUGAUCCGACAAUGAUGCGUGGCAAAUUUGACGGGGAGGCAACCGCUGACCUUGAGAUCAAAUAUGACUACCAGCUUUUAGGGUGUCCUAUCAGCUCCUACCACAACUCCCUCUUCAAGCCAGAAAUGCAGCUUUGGCAGGGAGAUACCUUCCUAGAAGACAUCCACGACGACUUUAUCAUGUACGAAAUACAUGGGAUGAAGACAUAUUCCUACACCAAGAAAAUCAAGGAUGCAGGCUGUGACAAAACUCCGCAGACAUGGGCAGCCAUGUUGUUGAAACAACAAAGGGAGCUGGGACACAUUGACCCUUCAAUUGCUUGGACUAAGAUGAAUUAUGAGAGUUGUAAAGUGCCCUCUGUGCGUGGCACAGAAAAUGACGAUUUAGGUACGGCCACAACAGCGACACCCCCAAGUCACAGAUGUGGACGUUUGCCAAGGUCACAAACCAAUGUGACCUCUGCUGCAACAGUCCAAACACCAUUUACUUCUACAUACUCUCCAUCAGAUGAGGACCAGUAUGAAAUCUUGGGAGGCUCCGGAGACAACAAAGUCUCCUGGAAGAGUCUAAACUUGGUCUACAUAUUUGAAGUGAUAGUGCUCAGCAAGGACCACAGUUUUUGCGACCUGCGGACCAAAUUUGCUGUACAAGUGUGGGGAGCUCCUCCAAAAUCCUCAAUCCCCGUCUUUUUGGUAACUGGGAUAAUAUCCGCCAUAUUGACUGCAAUCGUGUACUGUAUGUACGCCACCACAAGAGUGAAGAAAAAGCAAGAGGAGGACUUGAGUAUUUUGCAGAGAUUGGAAUUUAAAAG
Molecule: messenger RNA, 1618 nt
Organism: Lingula anatina
Lineage: Eukaryota; Metazoa; Brachiopoda; Lingulata; Lingulida; Lingulidae
Product: cation channel sperm-associated auxiliary subunit delta
Biological process (GO): flagellated sperm motility; sperm capacitation
Cellular component (GO): CatSper complex; sperm principal piece
Source: RefSeq, a predicted model, not a curated record